AACCCAAUGACGCAUGAAAGAGGAAAUGCACCACCACAGAGGGAUUGAUUUCUUGCGAUAAAAACCAGUCGAUGACGCUUUCUUCUCUGUCCUCUCUUUGAUUCCUUGCCGGCCUAGCUUCCCCUAAAUCGAUACUCUCUUCAAUAGACGAGGAUUGAUCUAUCUAUACUCUAUCAAUUACUCGAUGUUUUGCUAUUCUCUUGUAUCGUAAUUGCUAUGUAGUUUUGAUGAUCUGGGCACCGACAAGUUUCCGAUCUGUAGGUGAAUUCAAUACUUGUUCGAUCUUUAGGGAGGUGGGUUUGAUCUUAUUUUCGGAUUGGAUUAGUGGGUCUUAGGCAAAAUUCGGUCUUCUUCUUUUUUAUUUGUGGUUCUGAUUUGAGAUGGUCUAUCUCCAAAAUUCAGUCGCGGUCUGCAACUCCGUUGACCAAACCUCAAACAUGGCAAAUUCUGCGAGUUCAAAUGAAUUGUAUCUGAAAUCAAGGAACAACAGUCAUGUACACCGGCACAGGAAGACACCCAACUCUCCCAAUUCCCUGAAAGUCCCUGUCUGUGAUCGAUCUCGAUCGGCAGCGGCGAUGGAUGUUGUCAUUUUGAUUGCUGUUAUUGGUGCUUGUGGGUUCCUGUUGUUUCCCUACAUCAAGUUUGUGGUCAUCAAGAUGCUUGAAGGUUGUUUUGCAAUUCAUAAUCUGGUAAAAGAGGCAGUUAUGGAAGAGCCUAUGAUAUAUGGAUCUGUGGGAGCUAGUACUUUUUGUGCAGCUUUAGCUGCUUGGGGUUUACUGAUGUGUACCAGUAGAAAAUGCGGAAAUCCGAAUUGCAAGGGCCUAAGGAAGGCAGCAGAGUUUGAUAUCCAGCUUGAAACAGAGGACUGUGUGAGGAAUUCUAGUACUUCGAUGAAAGACGGAGUGAAAAGGGGAUUUUUUGAAUUACCUCGCGACCACCAUCGCGAGUUGGAGGCAGAACUCAAGAAGAUGGCGCCUCUCAAUGGCAGAGCAGUGCUUAUUUUUCGAGGAAGGUGUGGGUGUUCUGUUGGCAGGUUGGAAGUGCCCGGACCUAAGAAGCAAAGAAAGAUCAAGAAAUAGGAUUCGAUAAUAUGAUUGUUGAUUUCAUAGUGACUAUAAAUGAAUGCAGGAAUAGUCAUGUGGCAAAACAGGAGUGAUUCUGAGGUUCAGCCUGUUGACGACUUGACGCUAUAAUGUUCUUAAUGAAUAAGCUCUCGAAGCAAUAAGUUGUAGGGGAAAAUAAACAGUUAGUUAUAGCACAGAAUAUGAGAACCGUUUCCUUUCUUACUUAUUAGUAUGAUUUGAUUAUACGUUUCCUUUGAUCUAUGUGUUACGUUCGUAAUUUUUCAAUUUAAUUUUUAUAGUCUCUUUCUACUGAA
Molecule: messenger RNA, 1378 nt
Organism: Tripterygium wilfordii
Lineage: Eukaryota; Viridiplantae; Streptophyta; Magnoliopsida; Celastrales; Celastraceae
Exons: 1
Coding region: 381-1079 (232 amino acids)
Source: RefSeq, a predicted model, not a curated record